Egretta garzetta (little egret) is the source of this 1548-nucleotide messenger RNA. RefSeq names its product lamin B receptor (gene LBR). Gene Ontology annotation, molecular function: oxidoreductase activity, acting on the CH-CH group of donors, NAD or NADP as acceptor. Lineage: Eukaryota; Metazoa; Chordata; Aves; Pelecaniformes; Ardeidae. The transcript has 10 exons. The record is from RefSeq and is a predicted model, not a curated record. The coding region runs from base 347 to 1513 and encodes 388 amino acids. Gene Ontology annotation, cellular component: nuclear inner membrane. Gene Ontology annotation, biological process: sterol biosynthetic process.
AAAUCAUAAUGUUGCAGAAGACACAGAUUUCAUCCUGGGAGUAAGUGGAUAGACUUGCAGUCAAGUAUCUGUGCAGUACCGGAUUCGCUGGAUGAAAUAAUUUCCUUUUGAGGUCACUUGGAUAUAUGUUGUGAAGCCCUAUGAAUUGUGAAAAGUUUGUAUAGGACUGCUGUGAACAUGAGGCUGGUGCCAACUGAUACCCUGAAAAUGAUUAGAUGAAGGCUGCCUUUAAAAGGUGUGGCAUUUUGAAGUGGGAUAUAUGGAAUGAGACUUGCAAACCUCCCUCGCAGGAGGCACAGGGGUGCAGGACAAGGUGGUAACUUUUGAUAGGGAUUCCUUUUGGAAAAUGCCAAACCGGAGGUUUGCUGAUGGCGAGGUGGUGAUGGGCCGUUGGCCAGGAAGCAUCCUGUACUACGAAGUACAAGUGACUAGUUAUGAUGAUGUUUCUCAUCUUUAUACUGUUAAGUACAAGGAUGGGACUGAACUUGCAUUGAAAGAAAGUGAUGUAAGGUCACAAUCAUCAUUCAAGCACAGGAAGAGCCAGUCCUCCUCAAGUUCUCCCUCCAGGAGAAGCACUAGCAGAUCUCCUGGUCGGCCAGCAAAAGGCAGGCGUCGUUCUUCUUCCCAAAGCAGGGAACCUGAAGAUGACAAAAAGAAAGCCAUUCAGGAAACCAACUUAGCUCUAUUGAAAUCAAGUGAGAAUAACACCAGAAGGUACAAUGGUGAACCUGACAGUACAGAAAGAAAUGAGACCUCCUGCAUAAUCUUGGAGCCAAAGUUGAAACCCGACCUGGAAAUAGAGCGUGGGCUUGAACAGUACAUCUUGCGUCCAAGAAGAGAAGAAAAGGAAAAAGAAGAGAUCUAUUCAGAGAAAAAGAUUUCUGAGGCGAUAAAACCAAUUGAGAAAGCAUCAUCAAAAACAAAGGAGCUAGAGUUUGGUGGAAGAAUUGGGACCUUUGUGCUGAUAUUUUUCCUGCCUGCUACUGUAUUCUACUUGCUGUUGAUGUGCAAACAAGAUGACCCCAGCCUUAUGAACUUUCCUCCUCCCCUCCCAGCACUUGAAAGUCUGUGGGAGGCUAGGGUGUUUGGUGUUUUUCUUCUGUGGUUUUUCCUUCAAGCUCUGUUUUACUUACUGCCAAUUGGAAAGGUUGUAGAAGGCCUGCCUCUUUCCAAUGGAAGGAAACUGCAGUACCAGAUAAAUGGGUUUUAUGCUUUUAUUUUGACUGCUACAGCUAUUGGAACUUUAUUAUACUUUCAAUUUGAACUUUGUUAUUUGUAUGAUCACUUCAUGCAGUUUGCAGUGUCAGCUGCAGCUUUUUCUAUGGUGUUGAGCAUUUAUCUGUAUAUUCGGUCCCUGAAAGCACCCGAGGAAGAACUCGCACCGGGUGGAAAUUCGGGAUAUUUUGUUUAUGAUUUUUUUACUGGACAUGAAUUAAACCCUCGUAUUGGCAAUUUUGACCUCAAAUACUUCUGUGAGUUGCGUCCAGGAUUAAUUGGCUGGGUGAGUCAGUAAUCUUAGGGUUUUUUAUUUGCUUAAAUAUUACACAA